AUGGAAUCUGGGAGAAGGGGAUGGAAUCUGGGAGAAGGGGAUGGAAUCUGGGAGAAGGGGAUGGAUUCUGGGAGAAGGGGAUGGAGUCUAAGAGAAGGGGAUGGAAUUUGGGAGAAGGGGAUGGAAUCUGGGAGAAGGGGAUGGAAUCUGGGAGAAGGGGAUGGAAUAUGGGAGAAGGGGAUGGAAUCUGGGAGAAGGGGAUGGAAUCUGGGAGAAGGGGAUGGAAUCUGGGAGAAGGGGAUGAAAUAUGGGAGAAGGGGAUGGAAUCAAGGAGAAGGGGAUGGAAUUAGGGGGGAUGGAAUCUGGGAGAAGGGGGUGGAAUCUGGGAGAAGGAGAUGGAAUCUGGGAGAAGGGGAUGGAAUUUGGGAGAAGGGGAUGAAAUCUGGGAGAAGGGGAUGGAAUCUGGGAGAAGGGGAUGGAAUCUGGGAGAAGGGGAUGGAAUCUGGGAGAAGGGGAUGGAAUCUGGGAGAAGGGGAUGGAAUCUGGGAGAAGGGGAUGGAAUAUGGGAGAAGGGGGUGGAAUCUGGGAGAAGGGGAUGAAAUUUGGGAGAAGGGGAUGGAAUCUGGGAGAAGGGAAUGGAAUCAGGGGGAGAGGGGGAUGGAAUCUGGGAGAAGGGGAUUGAAUCAGGGAAAAGGGGAUGGAAUCUGGGAGAAGGGGAUGGAAUCUGGGAGAAGGGGAUGGAAUUUGGGAGAAGGGGAUGGAAUCUGGGAGAAGGGGAUGGAAUCUGGGAGAAGGGGAUGGAAUAUGGGAGAAGGGGAUGGAAUCUGGGAGAAGGGGAUGGAAUCUGGGAGAAGGGGAUGGAAUCUGGCAGAAGGGGAUGGAAUCUGGGAGAAGGGGAUGGAAUCGGGGAUAAGGGGAUGGAAUCUGGGAGAAGUGGAUGGAAUCUAG
Messenger RNA from Closterium sp. NIES-65, 888 nucleotides. NCBI's taxonomy places the organism in Eukaryota, Viridiplantae, Streptophyta, Zygnematophyceae, Desmidiales, Closteriaceae. The record is from the annotation of a GenBank genome assembly.